Abrus precatorius (Indian licorice) is the source of this 1788-nucleotide messenger RNA. RefSeq lists its product as uncharacterized. The coding region runs from base 104 to 1534 and encodes 476 amino acids. Lineage: Eukaryota; Viridiplantae; Streptophyta; Magnoliopsida; Fabales; Fabaceae. The record is from RefSeq and is a predicted model, not a curated record. The transcript is spliced from 3 exons.
ACCGUAAAACGGCGUCGCAGGGAAAGGUCUUAUCUGGUUAAGAACUCCUCUUCACUUAACGGUGAAGUGAUGAUCGAAAUCUGGUAAGUGGUUGAAAUCAACGAUGUCAUGGUUUGCAAGGACAAUCGCAAACUCACUCAGACUCGACGACGACGACGAUGAUUCUCACAAUGGCGGUGACCUAAAAUCCCCUCCGAACAAAUCCGAAUCAGAAGCCGUUCAACCCGAUUCGGCAUCUGAAUCUGCAUCCACUCCCAGUCCCACCGCACGUGGCGUCAAAGAAGAUUUCUCUGAGCUCACCAAAUCCCUUUCACGCCAACUAUGGGGCGUUGCUUCUUUCCUCGCCCCUCCCCCCGAUCCUCAUCCCCAAAAUAACGUCACCGAUCCUAACCCUCCCGACGAAGACGUUAUUGCUGGAAUCCGAAAUGAUUUCGCGGAAAUUAGCGGCAAAUUCAAGAGCGGGAUCUCCAAGCUUUCUGGCAAUAAAACGGUAUUCGAAUUCACGAAGAUCGCAUCGAGUUUCCUUCAAAUUGGAUCCCAAGAGGAAUAUGAUCUCGACGGCGUGGUCGGUGUGACCGAGGAGGUGGUGGCCUUUGCCAGAAGCAUAGCGAUGCAUCCGGAGACUUGGCUGGAUUUUCCUCUCCCCGACGAGGCCGAUUCUGAUGAAUUUGAUUUGUCCGAUGCACAACAAGAACACGCUCUAGCUGUUGAACAUCUGGCUCCAAGCUUAGCUGCUCUUAGAAUGGAACUUUGCCCUGGAUAUAUGAGCGAUGGUUGCUUUUGGAAGAUUUAUUUUGUACUCGUGCACCCUAGACUAAGCAAAAGUGAUGCUGAUAUUUUAUCAACCCCACAAAUAGUGGAAGCCAGGGCAAUGCUAACUCAGGCUUUAGACAAAAGAAGUAAGGAAAAGAAAGAACCUGACUUGUCAGCAGGAGGAAAUAUUCCCACAAAAGAGGAGGAACAACAUCUCUUCAUGCCAAGCAGUGCUCAACUUGAAUCAGCACCUCUUCAGACAGCUUCAGUUGAAGAAUCCCCAUCUAUGGUUGUGUCUGAUGUUGAGAUGGAGAAUCAUUCCGCUCAAGGUGCUGUUACACAGAGUAUUGACAAAUCCGUGGUUAAUGAAGCACCUGUAAAUCCAACUGCCGAACAAUCAUCAUCUGGUUCAACCUAUAGAUUUUUGAAUGAAACAUAUGAAGAUGAUGCUGAUGAUUGGUUGAAAGAGGAUAGUUCUGAAAUGGUUGGUCCCAGUGGAACUUCUAUUCAAACUGGUAAUGAAGAGGAUGUUUCAUUCAGUGAUCUUGAGGAGGAUGACAGCGAUGUUCAUGCUAGUUAUCAAAAAACUAGAUCAGGUUCCGAUUCUUCAACAAAAGACUCACGAGAUUGGGUUCAGUUAGGUAGAAGUUCACCUAACUCUGAUAAGGAUAUAAACUCUGUUGAAAGCAGACAUGCUGGCUCUGAGCAUUCAAGUGCUCGUAAUUCUGUGACCAAGGAUUCCAAUGAUUGGCUUAACGUUGAUGACAUUGAUGUUAUGUGAUAAUGCCAUGGAAUAUGUCAUAGAGGUAAGUUUUUUUUUAUUUGAUUCACUUAUAUUUUGUGAAUAUUUGCAUAUAGCCUGUGUACUCUACGAUUAACUUCUGAAGACCAUGUUUGUGUAAAUAAAGCCAGUCUCCGAUGGGCAUUGUGCUAUGUUUGGCUAUCACUGCACCGAACUUGAAGUAAUACUUCUGUUUGAUUAGCAAAUUCCAAAUUUUUUUGGGUUACCAAUACUUUGAACUCACCUAACUUUUU